This is a messenger RNA of Lepus europaeus (European hare), 1891 nucleotides long. It is a transcript of the gene GIPR, whose product is annotated as gastric inhibitory polypeptide receptor. The coding region runs from base 1 to 1398 and encodes 465 amino acids. Gene Ontology annotation, molecular function: gastric inhibitory peptide receptor activity; G protein-coupled peptide receptor activity; peptide hormone binding. Gene Ontology annotation, cellular component: plasma membrane. The transcript has 13 exons. The record is from RefSeq and is a predicted model, not a curated record. Lineage: Eukaryota; Metazoa; Chordata; Mammalia; Lagomorpha; Leporidae. Gene Ontology annotation, biological process: adenylate cyclase-modulating G protein-coupled receptor signaling pathway; cell surface receptor signaling pathway.
AUGCCCAGCUGGGCGCCCUGGCGGCUGCUGCUGCUCUCGCUGGCGGGGCUGCUGCUCCGGGGCGCGGAGACAGGAUCUGAGGGGCAGACGGCCGGGGAGCUGUACCGGCGCUGGGAACGGUACCGCAGGGAGUGCCAGGAGACCCUGGAGAGCGCGGAGCCGCCCUCAGGUCUCGCCUGUAACGGGUCCUUCGAUAUGUACGUCUGCUGGGACUACGCUGCGCCCAACGCCACGGCCCGCGCGUCCUGCCCCUGGUACCUGCCUUGGCACAGCCAAGUGGCUGCGGGCUUUGUCCUCCGCCAGUGUGGCAGUGACGGCCAAUGGGGACCUUGGCGAGACCACACCCAGUGCGAGAACCCAGAGAGGAACGAGGCCUUUCAGGACCAAAGGCGCAUCCUGGAGCGGUUGCAGGCCGUGUACACCAUCGGCUACUCCCUGUCCCUGGCCACGCUGCUCCUAGCGCUGCUCAUCUUGGGUGUCUUCAGGCGGCUGCACUGCACCCGGAAUUACAUCCACAUCAACCUGUUCGCGUCUUUCACGCUGCGGGCUGCAGCCAUCCUGAGCCGGGACAGGCUGCUACCUCCACCGGGCCCCCACCCCGGGGACCAGGCCCCUGCCCUGUGGAGCGAGGCCCUCGCCGCCUGCCGCACGGCCCAGAUCCUGACCCAGUACUGCGUGGGUGCCAGCUACACGUGGCUGCUGGUGGAGGGCCUGCACCUGCACAGCAUCUUGGUGCUCCCGGGCGGCUCGGAGGAGGGCCACUUCCGCUGUUACCUGCUCCUCGGCUGGGGGGCCCCCGCGCUUUUCGUCUUUGCCUGGGUGAUCGUCAGGUACCUGUACGAGAACACGCAGUGCUGGGAGCGGAACGACGUCAAGGCCAUUUGGUGGAUCAUCCGCACCCCCAUCCUUGUAACCAUCUUGAUUAACUUCCUCAUCUUCAUCCGCAUCCUCACCAUCCUCGUGUCCAAGCUGAGGACCCGGCAGAUGCGCUGCCCCGACUACCGCCUGAGGCUGGCUCGCUCCACGCUGACGCUGGUGCCCCUGCUGGGCGUCCACGAGGUGGUGUUCGCGCCCGUGACCGAGGAACAGGCCCGCGGCGCCCUGCGCCUGGCCAAGCUGGGCUUCGAGAUCUUCCUAAGCUCCUUCCAGGGCUUCCUGGUCAGCGUCCUCUACUGCUUCAUCAACAAGGAGGUGCAGUCGGAGAUCCGCCGCGGCUGGCACCACUGCCGCACACAGCGCCGCCUGGGCGAGGAGCCGCGCCAGCGCCCGGAGCGCGCCUCUCGGGCCCUGCCCUCGGGCCCGGGCCCCGGCCGGGUCCCCACCGGCCGCGCCUUGUCCUCUGGGACCUUGCCAGGCCCCGGGGAUGAGGCCAGCCGGGUACUGGAAAGUUACUGCUAGGUGGCAGGGUCCCCGCAUCUGUCCAAUCAGCACAUAUUUGUUGAGUGCUUACUCUGUGCCAGGCCCAGUGUGGGGGACACCGGGGAGUCAGGGGAGAGGAAACCAGGUCGCCGGCCUCACGCAGAUCACAAAGCAUGAAGUGACACACAGGCUAUGGAAAUGGCUUCUGAAGGGAGGUCUGGCAGAAGAACAGCAUAUGCGAAGGCCCUGGGGCAGGGAGGAGACCAGCCCUGAUGGAGGGACUGGAGAGGAAUGAGCUAGAGCCAGCAGCUGGGGACAGGAGCAGGCAGGGGCACACAGUCAGGAUCUUAUUCCAGGUGCCCUGAAGGUUGUUGGCAAGGGCCCCGGUAUGCCCGGCAGGGGCGGGGCGGAUGCCAGAGCUGAGCGAGUUGCCCGGCUGCCAUAGCGGUGCGGGGGCUCACCAGGCAGCAGCCGUUUCAAAGGCAGCGUGGAGGGGCCGGCAGGUCCUAGAAGUGCAGUGAAGGAGAGACCA